AGCAGUACUUCGGACUGAGAAGGGACGGCAAAACACCCUCUUUACUCUCCUGACCUUUUGAGGGAUAUGAUGGAGGCGGAGACCUUCGCCUUCGACCUGGCUUCCUCCAGCACAGACUGAAGCCUCUGAGCCUCCUUCUUCUAUUUCAGAAGGGGAAUUGGCUUCCCCUGAGACAGGCUGAAACUCCUGAACUUCCUCUUCAGAAGAGAGGAGAUCAGCUGGGGGGGGCAUGACAAGGUCUGGAUCUGGGCUGUCUGGAGAAGAACCGCUUGAUUCAUGUGGCUACUGUCAAGAUGGGAGAGGCAAAUGCGACAUAUUUCUCCAUCGCUGAUACAACCAAGCCAUCUUUCUUUUUAAAAGAAAUUGUGAUAAUCUCAUCUGUUGUGAUAGGGAUUGUGGGAUUAAUUGGGAAUGGAAUUGUCACCUGUCUUUUUUGCUACAGAUGCAAGAAUUCCAGGUUCUUUGUAUAUUUCCAGAAUAUUGCUUUUUCUAAUACUAUUGUACUCUUCUACGUGUUUGUUUUUUUCCAGAGGACUUGUUUCCAUAGAGGUAUUAAGCUCCGUUUUCUAUAUAUAAUAGAGAUGCUGCAGACAUUAGGAUACAAUACAAGAUUCUAUCUAUUAAGAACAGUCUGUGUUGAGAGGUGUCUCAUGGUCUUCUGGCCAGCUUGGAAUAAACGUUACCGGCCACAACACACGACAUUCCUGGUGUGCGGCGUUUUGUGGAGCUUGUCUUGUCUGACCUCAGUGGUGGAUAAUUUGGCCUGCUCUUCAGAUUUCAUCAAACCUAACAAGCCAUUUUUAAUCAAUUGCAAAAAUGCAAGUAUAAUGAGAAUUGUCAUUGAUUUAGCGAUUUUUCUACCUCUUGUCGUCUCUUGCACUUCAGCUAUUUUGAUCAGGCACCUGACCCAGCAAGUGCCACUGGCAAGGCUUGACAUCACCAUUGUGGCCACUGUUGUUCUAUGUAUUCUAUCUGACACACCAAUUAGAAUUGCUCAUAACAUCAUUUAUUGGCUUCAAGGAAUUGAUGAGGGUUUUUUAACUACAGUUACUCAGUUAUUUCAUUCCGUACAUUCAAUGGCUAGUGCAUUGAUCCUUGUAAUUGUUGGAUGUUGGAAGAAAACUUCAGAAGAGUCUUUCUUUAUGUUUCUUGAAAGAGCUUUGGAGGCUGAAGAAAACAUGGCACUGAGAACAGAAGCAGAUGAAGAGCCAACCUGAGAAUUUUGUGGGCUUCAAAGGCCAAGUUCUUCUUUUACAAUAGUGAAUAUUUAUGUUUACUGAUGGACACUGUCUAGAGAAAUGGCUUGGUACUGGUUGUGGUUCAUAUGAAACAAGAAAUCCUUUUUAUUUGUCCUAUCUUCUAUGUACUGUAAAGUAAAAAAAAACCACAAGUAUUAUA
This is a messenger RNA of Pogona vitticeps (central bearded dragon), 1398 nucleotides long. The record is from RefSeq and is a predicted model, not a curated record. Lineage: Eukaryota; Metazoa; Chordata; Lepidosauria; Squamata; Agamidae.